Molecule: messenger RNA, 3140 nt
Organism: Eurytemora carolleeae
Lineage: Eukaryota; Metazoa; Arthropoda; Copepoda; Calanoida; Temoridae
Product: fibroblast growth factor receptor-like 1
Exons: 10
Coding region: 1486-3000 (504 amino acids)
Biological process (GO): cell-cell adhesion
Cellular component (GO): cell-cell junction
Molecular function (GO): cell adhesion molecule binding
Source: RefSeq, a predicted model, not a curated record
AAUAAAUAAUAAUGACUGAAUCAAACUUACAAAACCAUUUUUCCUUGAUAAUACAUGAAGGGGGGGGGGUGAUAAAGUAAUUCAAAAAUAGAUACACCGAAAACUUAAAAACAGAUGUCAAAAAUAAUAUGAUGAUAGUUAAUGAGGGUCUAUGACAAUAUAAAAAAAAUGUUUCAGAAAUUAUAUGCAUGAAGAGGUUGAAAGGGUUAUACGUCGACAUAAAUUUAAGUCCAUGCCUUCUUACCUUUGCUUAAUCGAGGGGAGGAAGACCAGCUUCAACAAUUUCUAGUUCGAGCCACAUUCUGCUUACUUUCUUUUCCGAGCCAACUCGAAAUACUUUAAGAAUCGGGCUCGGACAAGAAAAUGAGGAGAGUGUGGCUCGGACGAGAAAUAUUUGUGGCUGGUCUUCUUCCCCUCCCUAAUCAAAGGUGAUUGAGUUAUCCUUUUUAUUUCUAUCUGAAAAUUGAUUGAUGUCAAUAACAAUGAUUAUGGUGCAGGUCAACUUAGAGUUAAUUUCAUGUAAGAUGAAGAUUUGACAUGUUUUUAAUUCUCAAUUUAAUUCUCUGAAGAGCUAUUGAGAAGAAUAAAAAAGCAAAAAAAAAUAUUUGUUUUAUAACAAUGGGGCAAAAUGGAAAACAAACUCAAGAAGCUAGGAGGUCACAAUGUCGUAUACGUUUUUAAAAAAUUUACCUAGCUAGUACAAGAAAAUGAAAUGCGAAUACGUAUAAAUAAUACAGCAAAAUGGAAGUACGAUUUUCAGUAUACAAAUGCUGGUGAAAUUUCGGAAAUGUCAGUUUUUAUCAAGAUUUCCAGUUCACAAUAAUACAGCACUAAAACUAGGAAAGUUAAUUACGCUUCGAUCUAACACAAAUAUAAAUAAAUUUCCUUUAUUUAGAAAUAAUUGUGAGAAAACUGUAAUGAUAUCAUUUUUUUGUCAACAAUUAAGAAUUUGGUUUUACAGUAAUUGAAAAAAAAACUACAGGGGCGUAAGAAAUAAUAUGAAAAAAUUAAAAUAAUAUUGUAUAAUUAUGUAGAAAAUGUAUAUUUCUGUACUGAACAGAAACCUCUGCAAAGUAAAUAAUAAUGUACCGGACCGAUGCCUUGCCAACCUAGCCAACCAGAAAGAUGUUUGUGUUGUACCGGCUCGACCAAUCUCCCGGUGGAUUUCUAUCUGAAAAUCUCGCGGAUUUUCUGAACCAUUAAACCAACCUCACACACACAGUAGAUUACAGAAGAUUCGUAGAUUGAGAACCAGAUGUAGAACUUGUGAAAAAAUGGUUGAAAAAUACCACAAUCAUGCAUACAUAUGGACGAACAUAUUAAGAAAUUUAGUUACCGCGCGCUGAGACGGCUAUAAUAAAAAAAAUUAGCAACAAACUGAUGUGAAAAUCAACAAGUUCUUAGUGAAUUUGAAAAGUGACAUUAAAAUAAGUCUCCUCCAUCUUUUUACAAUUUAAAAGAAAGAAAGAGUAAACAAAUUUAAGCAUGAAGAUUUUUAAGAGAAUAAGCUUACUGCUAGUUGUUGUACAAAUGACGAAUGGUUCGUUAGAUGAUAAGAAGUUGGAUGACCGGGGGAUCAUAUUGGAUGACCGGGGUGGUAUGUUUGAUGACCGUCAACAUGACCGGAGGAUGAGAAGGUCGGAAAAAGGACCUCCUGUAGCCAGCGUGUCUGUUCUAAGAAUUGUAGCAAUUUCAGGAGAAGAGGUUCGGGUGUCAUGUCCAAUAGACGGCACACCUACACCAAUUAUCGAGUGGAGAAAGAAUGGUGAUGUAAUAGAUCAUACCUGGACCCGAAUGAAAACACUAAAACGUGUUUUAAAAAUCCGCCAUAUUGAAUCAGCUGACACUGGAGUGUACACUUGCCGAGGUGUUAAUGGAUUUGGUUCAGUCACAGUUCGAGCAGAAAUAAUUGUCAAAGAUCAUGACGAAGAAAAGAUACCAAAACAGGAGUACACAAUUGCAAAACCGGUUUUUACAGAGAACACCCAGAAGUUAUUAAGUUUCUACAAGAAGGUCCCUGGGUCCCAAUUCUCCCUGGACUGUGAAUCCCUGGGGGUCCCGCCACCAAACAUAUCUUGGUUCCAUAAUAAGGUUCUAUUAUCAUCUAACUCUCUUCUGAAGAUACAAUCAGUGCAAGAAUCAGAUUCUGGUUUGUAUACUUGUAUAGCAACCAAUACUGCUGGCCAGGCAAGUCGUCAAUUCUCCCUCACAGUGGAAACUCCAAAGGUUGAACUCCCACUAAUUGAGAGGUUUCCUAACACCUCUGUUUCGCUGGGUAAAUCAGCAACUCUAGUUUGUGAGGUCAGAUCAAACCUGACACCUGAAAUACAAUGGCUGCGGAGAACAACUGAUUCCCAGUUUAGUAUCAGCAUUGGUGACAUGCUCCUCGUGCAUGCCGGGGAGGGUCAAAUAGAAAGGCAGGGACAGAACAUGUACACAAGCACACUGGCUAUACCAGCUGUUGUGGAAGGGAACUCUGGGUUAUAUGUCUGUCUUGCAACAAAUUCAGCUGGAGGGUUUAAUUUUAAAACAGCAGAACUCUCUAUAACAAAUCCACUGGAUAACAAAACACCUCCGCUGGUCCUCUAUCUUGUCAUAGGACUGGCCGCUCUUGUUCUCAUUCUUCUCUUUAUAAUCUUUCUUUGUUUGUUGAGAGGAAGACAUAAAAGCUUUAGAGACUAUCGAUCUCACUCCACAUUAAUCUAUCAAACCAACCCUAGUGUUUACAAGCAAAAAUGCAGCAGUCAGUACAACACAGCACCUAGUGGACACAGUGGACACAAAGCCCACGUGGUAGAAGUUACCAAACCAAAUAUUUACGAUGUUCCAUAUUCACACACUACAAAAUACUCUCCAGUGAGUUUAAGUGAGGGAGGUGGUAGUAGAACCAACUCUCUGCAAAUGUCCUACAAUGCUUCUAGUUCAUCUAGAACACCCAGCAGGCUUAUAGCAAUUAACAAUAAAGAUAAACAGUACACUAAACGUUAUCCUGAUUUGUAAAUCUUUAAUAUAAGGUUUGACUGGUCAACAUUACAAUAAUGAAAGGCAGCUAUCAAAAACUAAUAGAAAAUUUCAUUGCCAAACAAAAUAAAAAUUGUAGAUCGUUAAGGAACAAAAUAAAACAAAAUAAUUAAAGAGAA